AGAACCUCAACCAGCGAAGACUAUUCAGAUAACCUCACACAAUCAAUAUGUCACCCCGGGAACACUCUCUCCGGUCACCGUAGCACCCACGCCAAUGACUCAGUUCCAGGCAUGGUUCGAGGCUGCUAUCGAAGCAGGCGUCCGCGAGCCAGAAGCGAUGUCACUCACGACCGCAGCAACCACGUCAUCACGCAUCCCAGGCGCCGCUAUUCCUUCCACACGCAUUGUCCUCCUCAAGCAAUCCGAUCCGCGUGGAUUCGUCUUCUAUACAAACUACUCGUCGCGCAAAUCAAAGGAGCUGAUCGAAAAUCCCUACGCCUCAUUAUGCUUCUAUUGGCGUGAGAUCCAUCGCUCCGUUCGGGUCGUUGGCAAGGUAGAGAAAAUAAGCAAUGACGAGAGCGACGAAUACUUUGGGACCCGACCAAGAGGCAGCCAAAUCGGCGCAUGGGCUAGUCCGCAGAGCAACGUGGUAAAGGAGGGCGAGUUGGCGGCUCGUGUGAAGCAUCUGGAGAGAAAGUUCCCAGACGGGCAACAAGUGCAGCGGCCCGAGGGCUGGGGUGGUUGGAGGGUCGUUCCAUUCGAGGUCGAGUUCUGGGAAGGAAAGCCAAGCAGACUGCACAAUCGUGUGCGCUAUCUAGCGAAUGACAAGGAAGCAGGAGCUUGGGAAAUUGACCGUCUUGCUCCGUAGCCCAUGCUUAUUGUUUGAUGCUUGCUUGUGUUGUCCGUUCCUUCCUAGACCGGUGCAUCGAUGACUCUCUGCUCUCCCGUAAUCAUAGCGAUGCGCCCCGUUGUUCGCAAAUUGGCUAAUGAAUGAAUUCGAAAUAUUGUAUAUCAAAAUAUUGU
This is a messenger RNA of Dacryopinax primogenitus, 843 nucleotides long. RefSeq names its product pyridoxamine 5'-phosphate oxidase. The transcript is spliced from 2 exons. The record is from RefSeq and is a predicted model, not a curated record. The coding region runs from base 95 to 688 and encodes 197 amino acids. Gene Ontology annotation, biological process: pyridoxine biosynthetic process. NCBI's taxonomy places the organism in Eukaryota, Fungi, Basidiomycota, Dacrymycetes, Dacrymycetales, Dacrymycetaceae. Gene Ontology annotation, molecular function: FMN binding; pyridoxamine phosphate oxidase activity.